Messenger RNA from Daldinia decipiens, 1710 nucleotides. RefSeq lists its product as uncharacterized. Bases 42 to 1145 code for a protein of 367 amino acids. The record is from RefSeq and is a predicted model, not a curated record. The transcript has a single exon. NCBI's taxonomy places the organism in Eukaryota, Fungi, Ascomycota, Sordariomycetes, Xylariales, Hypoxylaceae.
GGGAAAGACACCAUCUCAGAGAGACUUUGAAAAGAAGCGAAAUGAGAGUCGAGAAUGAAGCUAGAAAACAUAGACAAGCUAGCAGGACAGCCCAGAUGUUAUUUGACGCUCUUUGUGAGAAUAGGGCAGAUCUCAAGUGCGAGUUCAAGUGCCACAAGGAAACGAAUGAGGCUUUCGAGGAAAACUUAAAGGCUAUAGCAGAUGCUAUGCAGAAAGAGGCGGGGCGAGAUCAGGAGGUCUCAGCCCUGCGCGAAGAACUCAGAAUGGUAAAUGAUUCAGUCUCGGACCAGCGAAACCUUUCACGUAUCGUCUCGCAGAAAAUGGAAGGCCUAGAGAGACUCGUCAGAGUACAACACAACGAAAUCAAGCAGCACAAGUCGGAAAUCGAAGCCCUAAAGCAAGCCAACAAGAUCCUAGCAGAAGAGAACGAUAGUCUCCGUGUCGAUAGCUCUUCUAUUCAAAAGAUAUCCGUAGGCACUCAAACGGGCCACUUCUUGGACAUAACAUCAAGCGAUGUCGUGCGCAGACUUGAAGAGCAAAUCGUGAUGUCUAAGAAGCAAACCCAGAAGCUACUUGCUAGGGUACAUCAAGGGAGCGGACAGCAAGGCAUAUUAGAGAACAGUUGCUCCUCUGAGCUGCGCCAGGCGACAAGCCAGACUAUCCACGAAUAUCAGAGAAACGAGCACACGGCAAACGCAGACCAAAAGCUAGCCGCACGCGUGGCCCAGCUAGACAUAAACGACAGACGAACGUCAGAUGAUCCAAACGUCGAGCACCAGUAUCUGGAAUGUGUUGAGCCAGGAUCAAUGGCAGCGCAACACAAGCCCGUGGACGAUGUGCAGAUACGGGAGGUCAGCGAAAGUCGGGAGAUCCAGGAGACGGAGACUGUGCAGGACACGCAGAGGGAAGAGCGGAUGGCGCAGUUCAUGAUGAACAUAAGUAGAGGGAGGUCACGCGUACCUCGGCUUUCUACGAGCCCGUGUCCUUCUUCCACAGGCGAGGAUGUCCAGGGUGCUGCCUCUGGGGUUGAGGAUGCGCGCGGCGGGGAUAACGGCGAGCAUGUUAUGCGUGCGAUAGUGCCGCUUGACGACCCUAUAUAUGACGUGGUCGCCAACGAGAACGACAACGACAAUAGUAUCGACUGACCGUGUAAUUCUUCUGGGUACUCCGAGUUGGCUUAGUUAGGCGGGAAAUUAGCUGUGAUUUUUACAAUGUCUUUCUUGCCAUUUUGUUCUCUGUCGGGGUUGGGGCUGGGGCAAUAGUUGGCUUGGUUAGACGUUUCUCUUGACCCGGUGAUGGAACGAGGGGUUGCGGUGGUGAUGAUAGAAAUUGUGUCUGGGCUUCCUGUCUCUACGAAGGUAUGCAGCAACGUUUGGGUUCUUGUUACUGUUUGGUUUGAUAUCUGAAUUUGGGCGGCUGGUCUGUUGGGGUUGUCUUCGUAAGCGGCGCUUGGGUUGGCAAUACAUCGUCCGAAGAUAUAAUAGGGGGAAAGUAAUGCAGAUUUAGAGGCGUAACAUUACAUGAGACUCUCGAUGCAGGCAACAUCUGGUCGUAUUCUCUUCUCUUUAUGGUGUCGAGGGGUUAGGGGGGAUAGGGGUUAGGGUUGGACAUGAUGUUUGGUUUUCCUAGUUCCUUACCUUAGGUAGGCUUGUUCUCUAAGCUACAUUAUGUAAGGUCAAGUUGAAACAGGCUGCUUAAAGUUGAUUUGGC